This is a messenger RNA of Notolabrus celidotus (New Zealand spotty), 1797 nucleotides long. It is a transcript of the gene wdr41, whose product is annotated as WD repeat domain 41. Gene Ontology annotation, molecular function: protein binding. Gene Ontology annotation, cellular component: lysosomal membrane. Gene Ontology annotation, biological process: regulation of autophagy. The coding region runs from base 259 to 1611 and encodes 450 amino acids. Lineage: Eukaryota; Metazoa; Chordata; Actinopteri; Labriformes; Labridae. The transcript is spliced from 14 exons. The record is from RefSeq and is a predicted model, not a curated record.
UCGUCCUGGAUGAAUUUUGUCCCACCACGGCUUCCGUAGUCCGAGUCACAUGAAUGAUUUGUUGUGAUCCUCCUGACUGAAAUACGCGAUUUAAAAACAUGUAGCUUCCUCACAUCCGCGUGUAUUCUCAACUAUAGACUCCUCAGCCGUGUUUAAUUCAUCUCAGUGAAGAACAAAUUUUAAAACGGUCCUUUAAGGAGAAAUAUGUAAACAGGUUUUAUUUAUUUGUCCUCACGUGCAUCACUAAAGAAGGGAGCCAUGUUUCGGUGGAUUCUUGGAGGUCGGGAGGCUCAGGGUUCAGUGGAGAAAAGCCCUGUGUUGUGCAUCGGAGAGGAACAGCCCAAAAACUGGUUCACUGAGCUGCAGGUGCUGAAAGGACAUUUUGACAUUGUUCGAUUUCUGGUGCAGAUUGAUGACUUCAGGUGUGCCUCGGCGGGAGAUGACGGCCUUGUGUUGGUGUGGAACGUGGAGACCGGAGAGCGGCUGCAGGAGCUGAGGGGACACUCCCAGCAAAUCACAGCCAUGACCACCUUCACCAGCAACAACGGCGUCCUGUCGCACACCUCGCUCAUCACAGCGUCCUCGGACAAGAGUCUGAGUCUGUGGGAUCCUGAUACAGGAAACAGAGUCCAGACCAUCUCAGACCUCCAGUCUUCUGUAAAGUGUCUGCUGGUGCUGGAGCGGCUGUGUGUGUGUGUGUCCGGCGGGGGAGAGCUGUGUGUGUGGAACAAAGACUUCCAGCUGCAGUGUCAGAGAGAGAACCACAGCGACACAGGAGUCACUGCUUUGAUUGAGCUUCCCAAGAACUGCAUGGCUGCUGCCAUGGACAAAACGAUCGUCAUCUACAGGCUGACGGUCUCCACUGACUCCUCCAUGUCCAUGUCUGAGGUCCGCUGUCUGUCAGACCACCAGGACCAGAUCCGAGCUCUGAUCAACGUCAACGACGGACUCUUUGCCAGCGGUUCCCACGCAGGCGAGUUAAUAUUAUGGGAUGCGAUUGACUGGAACAUCCUGGCCUAUGAGCACAUCCUGUGGGAGGAGUCACAGUCCCCCACUCAGGCUGAAAUACGAUUGGCCGCUCCCAAACCCAGCGAGAUGUCCAUCCAGCACCUGACCACCAACGGGAAGCUCAUCCUGGCGGCGGUGGGCAGCGGUCUGUACGUCUACAGCAUCGUGACGAAGAUGGUGGUGGCCUACAGGAAGGUCGCUCAUGACUCUAAUGUUUUACACACCAUGCUGUUAUCUGACAGCGAGCUCAUGUCCUGCUCUGAAGACGGCAGCGUGAGGAUGUGGGAGAUCCAGGACCUGCCUUUACCUGCUGAACCAACCUCUCCAGGCUUCUUUGGGAUGUGGACUUUCGGUCGGUCUAACAAACAGUCUGGUCCUUCAUCAAAGAAAGUCCUGGAGGUCCCGCACAUCCGGACUCUGGAGCUGACCGGGGAUCUGAUCGGACACUCUGGAGCAGUGCAGAUGUUCGUGAACUUCAAGGAGAACGGCCUGGUCACCUGCUCCACAGACCACCUGCUCAUUCUGUGGAAGAACGGAGAGAGACAGUCCCACCUGCGCAGUCUGGCACUUUUCCAGAAACUGGAGGAGAACGGAGGACUCUGACCCGACCUCUGACCUUUGAACCCCUUGAGUUACUGCCUUAAGAACAACAGGAGAUGUAAGGUUGUGGGUCGAUGAUUUGAACUUGCUGUAAUGAUCGUUGUCUGCACUUUGUGAUGAUGUGAUUGGUUGUUGUUUUGCCUUAUGACUGAAAACAAGUGUUUAACUUACACUCAGUAAAUACCUCAA